This is a messenger RNA of Monomorium pharaonis (pharaoh ant), 1668 nucleotides long. Its product is annotated as serine-enriched protein. Gene Ontology annotation, molecular function: protein binding. The transcript is spliced from 10 exons. The record is from RefSeq and is a predicted model, not a curated record. Bases 373 to 1518 code for a protein of 381 amino acids. Lineage: Eukaryota; Metazoa; Arthropoda; Insecta; Hymenoptera; Formicidae.
GACGGUAUAUCUAUUCACGAGAGCAACCUCCGGCGAGUUCGGAGACCCUCGAGUCUUCACGAAGACCAAGCAGCCAACCCCGAGAGGUCGACACGCGUCGUUCACUGCGGCAGGAUCGCACCACGUCUCUUCCGCAGUGAGGAAGGGCGGCGUUCGCUUUCCAGAGAGCUCCAUUGGAAACGCACGCUGGAAACCUACCGCGAUCAAUCCCGCGACGUUGAUUGCACCCUCGAGCUCGAAACCACGGAUCUCUAGCUAACGAUCGCUCGAUUUCUCCGACAAUAUUCAACAAGAGAGUUAAAAGUGUUUUUUCGGGGCCAAAGCAGCCCGGCAAGCGAAGAAGCUCCGGGAUCAAAGCAACAGCAGGAAGACAUGGGUCCAAUGCCGGAGGCUUCAGGAUCUGGGAUGACCGACGAGGAUGAUUAUUCGACUUUCGAGAAUAAAACCGGCCUGGCCGAGGACAUGAAGUUUUUGGCGAGCAUGCCGGAACUCUGCGACGUGACAUUCCUCGUCGGUGACACCAGGGAGCCAGUUUGCGCCGUGAAAGCUGUGCUUGCGGCGAGAAGCAGAGUCUUCCAUAAAAUGUUAUAUCAAACUCCGAGCCCGCAACGCAAAAAGGAACCGCCGGCGCGAGAAAAUAAAAUUCGGCUCUUUCUCAAGCGCAGCUCCGAGCCACUGUUAAAUCUGCAGAACGCUGCGCAACAGCGGUCAGGGUUCACGCAGCAACUGGCUCCCAUCCAAGAGCCGCAAUCACAUCAACAUCACACGCUGAUUAUCGAGGAAUUCGAGCCCGAUGUCUUCCGGCAGCUGAUCGAGUACAUUCAUACGGGAUGUGUGACAUUGCAGCCUAGGACCUUGCUUGGGGUAAUGAACGCCGCCGAUUAUUAUGGAUUGGAUGAGCUUAGACGAGCCUGCGCUGGCUUUGUUCAGUGUUGUAUAACCGUUGAUACAGUCUGCGCUUUGCUAGCAUCAGCGGAGCGUUAUAUUCAAUAUAAAUGCACGAAAUCCUUGGUUCAAAAGGUACUGGAGUUUGUCGAUGAACAUGGCAAUGAAGUAUUGAAUUUAGGAUCCUUCACACUAUUGCCACAACAUGUGGUACGCUUGAUUCUUGCCAGAGAAGAACUACGCGCAGAUGAAUUUACGAAAUUUCAAGCGGCACUAAUGUGGAGUAAAAAAUAUUGUGACAACAAUCAAAAUACACCGUUGAAAGACGUAAUUGGUAAUUUCAUCGAGUACAUCCAAUUUCACAAAAUCCCGGCGACCGUACUGAUGCAAGAAGUGAAUCCAUUGGGAUUAGUGCCACCAGAGAUCAUCAUGAACGCGUUAGCUUAUCAGAAUUUGUUGCAGGCAGACCCAACAAGUGUCGACCCCAGAAAAUUCUCUCCCCACAGAGUGAGGAGACAGGGUCGCAGCAUGUCGGUCCAGUCGUCGCUGGAUCCGUAUGGCAGCAUCACGACCUUGAGCUCGAGUGGCUCCGACGCCGGAUCGGAUCAGAAACAAAAUUCUGGUAGCAACUAACCUCAGGCCACGGUCGCAUUAUUUGCGGCCGUUUCGGACGAGCCUCGACGAACCGAGGAUAUUUGUGGCCCCGACGAAGGAGCGGCGCCGGCAGACGAUGUUAUCGCGCGAGAGAAGGAGCAGAAAGAGCGACAGCGUUCGCAGCAGCAA